Messenger RNA from Agrilus planipennis (emerald ash borer), 641 nucleotides. Its product is annotated as bifunctional coenzyme A synthase-like. The record is from RefSeq and is a predicted model, not a curated record. Gene Ontology annotation, biological process: coenzyme A biosynthetic process. The transcript is spliced from 3 exons. Lineage: Eukaryota; Metazoa; Arthropoda; Insecta; Coleoptera; Buprestidae. The annotation marks the transcript as partial. Gene Ontology annotation, molecular function: dephospho-CoA kinase activity; ATP binding.
AGUGAUCCGGCUAAAUUAGAUAAAUUAAAUUCGUUGGUCUGGCCAGCCCUUGCAGAUGAAGUAAACGAAUUAAUAAAGUCGUCGUCGACUGAUAUCGUAAUUGUAGAAGCAGCAAUUUUAAUAAAAGCUGGAUGGGAGUACAUGUGUCACGAGAUUUGGGCAUCAAUUGUUCCUCCAGAGGAGGCAGUAAAAAGAAUUUCUGAACGAAAUAAUUUAACGCCAGAGCAAGCCAAGCAACGAAUUGACGCUCAACCACCAAAUAAAAAUUAUGUCGAGGCUGCAAACGUAGUUUUCUGUACCUUGUGGCCAGAAGACUUCACACGGUCACAAGUAGAUAAAGCUUGGAAUUUGUUAAAGAACCGAUUGCCUUAAUAUUCAAUUUAACGAUAAAAUUAUUUUGACAUGUAUGAUAAAUAGAUAGUGAAUUCUAUAUUUUUUGUUAAAUUGUUAUCAGUUAUUACUGAUUUUCAGUGUACUUAGAUAAUAGGCGGUAGGAUUUGGAAUUGUCUGUUAGGUAUGGGAUUUGUACUUUUUUAAACUUUGGGUAAUUACCAGAAAAAAAUAUCUAUUUCCAAAAAUGUAUAUAAAAUGUAAAAAUUGCUUAUUAAACGCAAUAAAAAAUUGAGAAAAAAAUUGUCUGG